Messenger RNA from Saccostrea echinata, 1374 nucleotides. RefSeq lists its product as uncharacterized. The transcript has a single exon. The coding region runs from base 1 to 1374 and encodes 457 amino acids. Lineage: Eukaryota; Metazoa; Mollusca; Bivalvia; Ostreida; Ostreidae. The record is from RefSeq and is a predicted model, not a curated record.
AUGUCUGGUUCUGCAAGAAAGUUUUAUUGCUGCUUUAACUGCCCUCGAAGAGUGCGGCAAAAAGACAGACACAGUGUUCCGAAGAAAUGUAGGGCUGUCAUAACAAAGCUGUCCGGAAGGACACCCUCGGACAGGGAUUUUCUUUGCAAUAAAUGCAAAUGCGUGUGCUACUACUAUCUUAAAAGAAAGGAGCACCCCAAUUCUUCCAGACCUCAAGACCAUGGUAAGAAAGAAGUGUCAUCAGCACCCUCUGCACCUCCAUUUAGCCCACCAUCGAUUAGACUACCUUUUCCAUGCACAUCAAGGGGACAUGCUAUGUGCUGCAUCUGUAAACGUCCUGGACCCAAAUUAGUUGUAGUUCCAGUUGACCUAAGGCACCGCAUUUUUAUUUCAAAGGAGGUUAUUAUCCCAGCUUGUUCUCGUUGCUGCCCUAACCAUCCUCAACAAAGCAUCCAAGAUCUCAAUCCUGUUGCUAACACCACCACCUUCAACAAAACAUCCAUUGUUCAACUUAUAAAGUUUUUACGGUCUGAAGUCAUGAAGAGUGAGAAAACUAGGCUGGAUUUCAACAACAGUGAAAGUCUUACUGACGCUGAAUACCUGGAUCUCCUUGGAAUUUCUAAAGCUGCAUUUCAAGACUUGUUGAUGUAUGUUGAGGAAAUGAAAGUCAGAUCAACUCCAGCACGAAGCGUACGAACCAGCCUUGCCAUAUUCUUGAUGAAGCUCAGAGGAGGAGAUUCAAAUCGCAUUCUCUCUACAUUAUUCAAUGUGUCAAAAUCCAGUAUACAUAGAGCUAUUAAAUCAAUUAGAACAGCUUUGAUGAAUGGCAGAUUUGUAACAGAGAACCUUGGAUUUGGUCACAUCACAAGAGAAAUGGUCAUCCAACAACAUACUCGACCAUUAGCCCAGUCCUUUUUUGGUGAUGCAGGAACCCAGCAGGCCAUACUUGUCCUUGAUGGAACCUAUAUCUACAUAAAUAAAAGUGGUAAUUUCAAGUUCCAUCGACAGUCGUUUAGUCUUCACAAGGGCAGGCCCCUAGUUAAACCACUAGUUAUUGUGUCCACUACUGGCUACUUCGUUUCUGUAAUGGGUCCUUACAUCGCCAAAAACAACGACGCCACCAUACUUAACCACGCCAUGAAAACCAACAUUGAUGACAUCUGUAAUUUGGUCAAGGAGGAAGAUAUUUUUGUGAUUGACAGAGGAUUUAGAGAUUCCUUGGAUUAUCUUGAGCAGAUGGGAAUCAAAGCGCAGAUCCCGUCCUUCAUGGCAAAAGGUGAAAAACAGAUGGCGACUGAAAAUGCCAACACCAGUAGAUUAGUGACAAAGGUAUUAAAUAUGACCAACUUUGUACUUUUAUUAAAAAAGUUCUAA